Aureobasidium pullulans EXF-150 is the source of this 1735-nucleotide messenger RNA. RefSeq names its product mitochondrial carrier. Lineage: Eukaryota; Fungi; Ascomycota; Dothideomycetes; Dothideales; Saccotheciaceae. The coding region runs from base 129 to 1631 and encodes 500 amino acids. The transcript is spliced from 3 exons. The record is from RefSeq and is a predicted model, not a curated record.
AAAAGGCUGGAACAAAGGUGCCGCCUCUUUCUGCAUGACCUCCGCAGUAUACCACAAGUCAAGUAUCAUUGCCCCGCAGAGCAGGGAAUCGACAGAAGAAGUCGAUAAAAGAAACAUCCCUGCACACCAUGUCGGUCUACAACAGUCAGCUGGAUGCCUUUGAGCUCUACCACAAGAUUCAAGAGCACAAUGAGCGUCAAGGCUCUAGCACCGAUGGCAUAGGUCUCCCUGCCCUGGGCCAUGCCCUAGCAGGCUCUGCCGGUACUGCCUUGUCGCAUCUCAUCCUCUAUCCUCUCGACCUCGUCAUCACCCGUCUCCAAGUCCAGCAACAACUCAAGACGCCUGGAGAAGCUCCCUCGGCAGCAAAAGAAGCCGACGAUGCCGAGUACACCAGUCUCGCCGACGCUGCUCAAAAGAUAUACACACAUGAAGGGGGUCUACAAGCUUUCUGGAAUGGCUGCGCGACAGAUACGGCAAAGAGCGUCAUUGACAGUUUCCUCUUCUUCCUCGCCUAUACCGCUCUCCGCCAGCGCCAACAGAAAAAGCUCAACACCAAGUCCCUACCCAUCUUCAACGAACUAAGCGUAGGCAUUGCCGCCGGAGCUCUGUCAAAAUUCGUCACAACACCCAUCCAACAAAUCGUCACCAGAAAACAAACAGCUGCUUUGAUCGCAGCAAGAGACAAGACGUCAACACUCCCACCAGGUCUGGCCUCUCAACUCAGCAUCAAAGACAUCUUCCUCCAAAUUCGCAGCGAGCGCGGUCUCAAGGGCUUCUGGGCAGGCUACAGCGCAAGUCUGAUCUUGACUCUAAACCCAGCAUUAACCUUCCUCCUCCAAAACCUACUCAAGAAGACACUACUCCCUCGCUCUCAACGCGAACACCCAGGUCCCAAAGCUCUCUUCCUCAUCGCCGCAAUGUCCAAAGCUACAGCAUCUACUGUAACUUAUCCAUUCAGUUUGGCGAAGAGCAGAGCACAAGUUUCCAAACCCAUGGCAGAAGAAACCCAACGCCAACCUCCCUCAUACCUGGAGAAACCAGAUCUAUCUUCCGAUUCCAAAAUCACCGCAAAAUCCAAAAAAGUGCUGCGGCUAGUCUUCUUCCAACAAUUAUCCCAACUCGCCAUCAUCCGCUCCCUCAAAAACAUUUACCACACCGAAGGCAUCAAAGGCCUCUACAGCGGUCUAGACGCCGAAGUGGUAAAAGGUUUCCUCGGCCAUGGGUUGAGUAUGGUGUUGAAAGAGCGCAUCCACGUCUUGAUCAUAUCAGCUUAUUACAUGCUGUUGAAGGCGAUGAAGAAGUUCCCGGAAGAUUUGGGAAGUGUGGGUGAACAGGCAAAGGGGGAAUUCGAAAGGGUUAAAGGUGCGGCGGUGGGGAUGGCGGAGAGUGCUGUCGAGGUUGGUAGGGAGGCUGGUCAGCGUGUGCAGAAUGUUGGUGAGACUGUUGUCGAGGGUGUCAAGAAUGCUGUUGAGAGUGGGAGUAGUGGUGUCAGUGGGACCGUGCAGAGUAUGAGUGGUGGUGUGAGUGAGAAGGUGCAGAAUAUGAGCAGUGGUGUCGGGGACCGCAUCCAGAGCGCCAGCAACUCCGUCGUCGAGGGCGUCAAAGGUGUGAUCAAGACGGACGAGUUGUGAGGAUUGAAUUGCCUUCAUUGUUGUCACGAUGUCACGACGGGGAUAAUGGUUCACAGUACUAGUUCUUCUUUUAUUUUGUAAAUUCUUCUUUCUUGUAUUAACCA